AAAGGACUUUUUAAAACAAAAAAAUAAAUUUUAAAUAUUAAAAAAAAAUUAUGUUAAAUUAAAAAAUAAAAAGAAAAAAUAUGUUUGUUGUUAUAUACAAACCAAAAAGAAAAUUUUGCUUUAUAAACCACAAAUUAGCUAAAACGUUACAAAUCGAAAGUUUACAUAAAAUAACAGUAAAUUAUUUUUAUAAUAAUUUAUUUCCGGAAAAUGUGUUAUAAUUUAGACAAAAACAAAAAACACAUAAACUAAAGGAUGCCCUCUAAACAUCUAUGAAAGAAAAAAUCAUUUUCUCAUAUAACUCACUUAGCAAAUGAUCACCUUUUUUAACUUGAAAUUGGCAACAACAUCCUCAGCAUCCUCUUGACUACAAGUAUUAAUAAAAAAAAGCUAAAGAAAAAUCCAAGAAACAAAAAAAAACCCCGCGUGUGUAAACUCUUUCGGUUUGUGCAAUACAACACCAUCAGCAAUAAGUAUACGCAUACAUUUGUACUUUGUAAAACCAAAAGCGGAUAUCCGUUUAAUCGUUCUCCUAACUAAAUAUAAAAGUAAAUAACUGCAACUUGUGUAUGUGUGUGUAUGUAUGAGUGAAUACACUUGUUGACCAUUAAAAAUUGUGCUGGCGGAUAUUUGUAAUUUGCAUGCAAAAAAGAAAAAAAAAGAAAAAUUGUAUGCUAAAGUUUUCUUCUUAUUAAACAACUCUACAGCAACAGCCUCAUCCACAACACCAAUAACAACAACAACAACCAUAAUAUAAUUGUCAUCAUUUGAAUCAUUUAUUGAUUUCUUAAUCAUCGCCACCAUCAUCAGAAAAUACCUCUUUUCCUCUUUUUUUUUACUGGAUCCCAUCCGUUUUUCUUGAAUUUUUUUUUUUUUUUGUUAUAUUUUUCCUGAUCAUGUAUCCAAUAGGCUAUAUCCAAAACCACCAAUAAAUUAAAAAUAGAUUUGCAAUUCGGAAAGAUAAUCUCAAUACUGUACAAUUAUAUAUUUAACAAUUCUUAAAGAGCUACAAACUUGAAUGCAGAAUAUAAAAAGUAUUAACUUGCAUUUCUAGUAUGAGAGAAAAACAUCAUUCUCCUAGAAAAAUGCUUCCCAGCCCCAAACAAGGGUCAGUGUACCCGAUUUUAGGCUCAGUGCCCUACAAUUUAAACUCAAAUGUACCUUAUGAUUUGACAUCGCCUUCAAGAGCGUCUACCACCGCAUUGACAUCGGCCUUGACGGCCUUAUAUCAAACACAAAAAGAACUUAAGCACAAAGAACGAAGGCGUGGCACUGUAGAUCAACCUUUAGACUUACGAUUAGCCCAUAAGAAACAGGAUGGUGCAUGUGGUGCAGCUAGUGUAGGGGAAGACGAUCAAAAUUCGACCACAGAAAUGAUGGAAGAUGAAAAUAGUAAUUUAGUUAUGAUAGCUUCAUCCCAUAAACAAUCAUCGGCGGCUUUGGAAAAAUCUUGUCAAAGUUCGGAAUGUAAUAAUAAUAACAAUAAUAUUAUGAAUAAUCAUUCGUUACGUAUACAAACCGAACAUCAAGAUAAAUUAGAGGGCAACCUUUUGAAUGAAAUGAAUAAUAAUGAUACCAGCUUAUUGCAACAGAAUCAAAAUCAUACGGUGCGUAAUCAGUUCGAUAAUUUGAAUAGUAAGAAAAUAUUAAGAGUAUUGAGGGACCAGGCUAAAUCGUUACCCAACAAUUUGGAACAAUUGCCUUUUCCCGUUACAGCUUUACAUCCCACUCUACUGGAGACGAUAGCCAAAGCAAUGCCACCCCUACCAUAUAGAAAUCUUUUCUUUAUGCCGCGACCGAAUCAACCGGGAAACACGUCCAAUUUUUCUUUUUUUAAUGCACCUAUGGGCAAAGACACUAAAAAAAGUUCCAGCACAGUAUCAGCGACUACAAGCACACCUCCUAUAGCAAAUACAGAUGCUUCUACGCUUAAUGACAUUAAUUUUGAGGCAACACAACAAACACGCUGUUCUUUAACUGAAAAUCUUACCAACUCCCUGCUAAUCAAUCAAAAUAGUCCAACAGCGCCUGCAACAACUCCUAACCAAGCAACAUAUCGUCAUAAACGAACCACUACUACUACAACUGUCAACUCUCGUACAAACACUCAAGUCUCGGGUAACCUUUCGUACAAAUCUAAGGAUCGCUACACCUGUAAAUUUUGUGGCAAAGUAUUUCCUCGCUCUGCAAAUCUAACGCGUCACUUGAGAACCCACACGGGUGAACAGCCGUACAAAUGUAAAUACUGUGAACGUUCCUUUAGUAUAUCAUCGAACCUGCAACGACAUGUCCGUAAUAUUCACAACAAAGAGAGACCUUUUAAGUGUGAAAUAUGUGAGAGAUGUUUUGGCCAACAAACUAAUUUGGAUAGACAUUUGAAGAAGCACGAAGCUGAUGCUGCCUCUAUGGGUCUCGGGCUAAACGAGCGAUUAAGAGGUGGUUUACGACGCUUUUGUGAAAAUCCUGCUGAAGAAUCUUAUUUCGAGGAAAUACGCUCCUUUAUGGGCAAAGUAACACAAUUACCACUAAAUGCCACCACCGCUAGUUCAGCUAAACAUGCCAUUGCAGGACCCGAAAGCUCUACAACACCACAUUCCGAACCUCAAUCGCCUGGUCGAAGUUCUUCGUAUGCACCUUCCGAUCCUGACUCGGCUGCCAGUGGCUUGAGAAUUAUAACACAUGAUGAUCAAAGCAAUCAUAGUAAUCAAUCCAACGAUCAGCAUAACUACCCACAAAGACAACCGCAACAUCCUGGUCAAGGCGAUAAAUUAUCGCUCUCAAACUCUUCCUCACCAUCUUCCACCGAUGACAAUGAGGUCUCUUCUACUCCUACCACAGCAACUAAAUUAACAACAUAUGAAUCGUCGUCUACCAGAGGGUGUCCCACAACAACCUAACACUAAUAAUAUCGACUAUAUGUAUUUACUAGUAAUUUAUAUACAGCUUAAUGCACGUUUUUCACAAUCUUUUAAAGAUUCCGAAAGAAUCUGAUUUUAACGGUGCAUUUUUAUAACGUAAAAAAUUUCUUCCUAUUGUAUAUUAAAAUUAAAAAAAAAUGUUUAUA
Lucilia cuprina (Australian sheep blowfly) is the source of this 3064-nucleotide messenger RNA. RefSeq names its product asparagine-rich zinc finger protein AZF1. The transcript is spliced from 2 exons. Gene Ontology annotation, biological process: regulation of DNA-templated transcription. Gene Ontology annotation, molecular function: DNA-binding transcription factor activity, RNA polymerase II-specific; RNA polymerase II cis-regulatory region sequence-specific DNA binding. Bases 1056 to 2897 code for a protein of 613 amino acids. Lineage: Eukaryota; Metazoa; Arthropoda; Insecta; Diptera; Calliphoridae. The record is from RefSeq and is a predicted model, not a curated record.